AUGGAACGAGCAAUUACAAUAAUACAAGCUACAAAUUUUUGUAAGAGAAAAAGCAAAAAAAUAGCUAAAAUAGUAAUUCCUCUUCUGUUGAUUUUCAUUAUUGGCACUAAUAUUUAUGAUCCUUUUUAUCGACAUUUAAUUGAUGAAGAAAAUGAAGAUGAUAAACGGUUAUGGUGCAUUGCUAGUUAUCCAUCUAAUGUACAAUCAUUUGAUUCUAUUAUACAAACAUUGAAUUUUUUGGCUUCAUUCAUUAUUAAUCUAAUAGCGGCUAUUAUUCUCAUAACAAGAAAAUCUCGUCAACAAUCAAAUGUUCGAGCUAAUUGGCUUUUCUAG
Molecule: messenger RNA, 333 nt
Organism: Rotaria sp. Silwood2
Lineage: Eukaryota; Metazoa; Rotifera; Eurotatoria; Philodinida; Philodinidae
Source: the annotation of a GenBank genome assembly